Vollenhovia emeryi is the source of this 4610-nucleotide messenger RNA. It is a transcript of the gene cos, whose product is annotated as kinesin-like protein costa. The transcript is spliced from 3 exons. The coding region runs from base 562 to 3096 and encodes 844 amino acids. The record is from RefSeq and is a predicted model, not a curated record. NCBI's taxonomy places the organism in Eukaryota, Metazoa, Arthropoda, Insecta, Hymenoptera, Formicidae.
AUGUAAAUAUCGUUUUCUCGGGGGGAGAUGCGAACGCUCCACAUCGAACGGCGUUUUCCAACUCUUGAAGCGCAAACGUCGGUUACUUGCUAACCAGAGGUUAGUCGAUUUCUCUACGUGGACACGGCUACGUAGUUCAACGUACGCGCUUGGCGACGCGCUGGCGGACGAAUCCGUGUAUCCCGUUUCGAGGGCAGGGGGAUUCAACUGCGGAGUAUAAUGCAGCUGCGGAGAGCGAAUCUAACGUACAUGCGGCCUCAUCCGUCCCGGGCGUCGCGCGAUAUCGCUCGACGUUAGCUGACACCGAUCCCCCGUCGAGCCAGCCGAGAGAAAGCCCGCCCGAGCUCAUGAUUAAGAGCGUGUCUCGGUCUCCCGUUCGCGAAAUCGCGAGGCAUAACCGGACGUAAUGUGCGUCGCGACCCUUCGGCGAAACGUGGAUCCCGAGACACGGGAUUCUGAGACAUGGGAAAUCCCGAUAGUUUAGGAAUUUUACUCGUGCAGAUCGGCUCGUGUUCCAGCGGACGAGCGCCUCGCUAGGCGAGAUCGUACGGGGCGAGUAAAAUGAUGCAUUACAGCCCGUGGAUUCAACAUCAGCCGAUAUCGGAUCAUCAAUGUUGCGUGCCGUCGUAUAUUGACGUGAUGCCGUCCUACCAAGAUCACGAGCGUCAUCCGCUGACCGAGGAGGAAACCGAGCAUGCUGGCGAGGAGGCGCACGACACGAUGACGCCCGCUACCUCCGGCGAACGUAGCUCCAGCGCGGAUCUCUUCAGGUUGGAGUUCGCGGCGUCCCAAUGGUCCAAGCUGGUCUCCAAUGCGGAGGGUCUGUUCACGAAGCUCAUGACGAGUAACGUUCUGCCGCACACCGAUCAGGACCAGAUCGAGCAGUGGCUGUGCAUGAAGCAGGAGUACGAGGAGUGCAUAGCCAGCGACGAGACCACCAGCUUGCAGGGGUACGCGGAGAACGCCAGAAGGUCGUUGGAGCGCAUCGAGGAGGUGACCGAGACCGACGAGAAGACGGACGAGUCUGGGAAUCAAACCAAGCUCAGGGUUGAUCGCAAUUGCACCUCCAGUUCGGAGAGCGAGCUGUCCGAAGUUGACGACGACGACGAAGACGACGAGGACGAGGAGGAGGAUGACGAUCAGAGCGACGUGAGUUCGGAAAAUCCAGAUUUCCUCGAGAAGCUGGACGAGUGUAUGAGUAAGUUUAAGAUCGAGACGGACGGAAUUGUCGAUUCUAUAAAGGAUGAUUUCAGAGAAGCGAACGUUGAAAUUGUAUCCCCGGUGACGAGAUCCGUAAAUAAUAAUUACGUACCGGUGCCUCGUCCUGCACCGGCGAGAAAUCCGAAUUCCAGGAGAAACUCGAUGCUGCCCGGCUCCGAUAUGUGCAACGAGGUGUUGGCUUUUAACGACAGCCUGAAGCCUUGCCAAAAUCAAAUCCUCGAAAAUCGCAUCCCGGAAUAUAUGAGUCCGUACGUAUUGAAUAAUCGCGAGUUGGAGAUAAACAUUAACGACAAUAUCAUCAACGAUAAUUUCGUGGCGAUACAAAAUGACAAUUCGCCCGACUUGUUGCUCGACGCCCUCAAGAACACGGAAGUGUCCGAGCCUAUCAAGGAGUUGAAGGCUCUAACGCUGAAUAACGAGGCGAAACAGACGCAAGUGAAGAAGAUUCAGUCAAAUCUGGAUGGGGCGCACAAGCGUAUCGAGGAACUGCAGACGACGAUUAAGAUUAAGCAACGUUUCAUAGCGGAUAUGAUAAAGAAUUCCGACACGCGCACUAGCGCGAAGCAGAGGUUCCAACGUAAACGUAGUAAGUUGGAAGAGGAAUAUUACAACACGAGAACACAGCUGGCGCAAGCGGAAAAUGCGUCUAUGUACAAGGAUACUGACGAAAAGGCGCACAAGAAGGAGAUUGAAUUAAUGAAACACAUAGCGAUACAUUACGAGAAACGAAUGAUGGAUAUAGAUAUGAUUAAGCAAAUCGCGGGUGACUCUGCGAAGAAGGUUUUGGAACUAGAAGCCUCGUUAAAUACAUCUAAGAAGCAAAUGGACAAAUUGAAGCGGCAAUUAAAGAGAGAAGAGGAACGUAAGAAGCAACUGGAGGACGAGCUCGCUAAGGAUCAGCAGAAGAUUCGCGAACUUGAAGAAAAGUAUAAUUUAACCGCGUCCAAGUUGAAGGAGAUGCAAUCGGAGAGCGAAGACGAGAAACACAAUACGAAAUCGAAGACCGAUUGCUCGGACAAGAUGAAGAACUUGCUGGACGUGAACGCAAGGAUAUCUCAUCUGGACCACGUUCUGAAAGAGAAAUCCAUGGAUCUGGAGAGAACCGCGGACAUGGACGAGAAGGAGGCGUUGCGGCACGAGAUCAGAAACUUGAGGCGCACUCGGGACUGUUUGGUGGACGAGAAAUGCGACUUAGAUGAGAAGUUCCAAAAGGAGCGGACCUUGACGAUAGUGGAGGAACGUAAACUGCUAGAAUGCGGUGAGACUAUCGAAGCUAUCGAUGCGAUGAUCGAGCACAAGAACGAGAUGAUUUGUGGCCGGAAGGAUUUCGACGAGAAUCAAUCCCAGCGCGAGAAGGGCGAGAGAAUGCUGACGGAACGCUUGAAGAAGCUCUCGCACGGUGAAAUAAUAACGUUAUUUAUGAAGUAUUUCCGCAAGGUGAUCGACUUGAAGGAGAGCUCGAAGAAUCUGGAGAUUCAGAUAACCGAGCUCGAGGCCCACAUUGCGAAUCAGGAUUGGAGGCUGAUGGAGGCCGAGAAACGAAUGAUCUUGCUGCAGCGGCAGUACGAGGACAAGCUGCAUCACGUGUUCAGGCACUUUGCGGAGGAGACCAGCAGCUCCGGUUACGAGCGAUUGGACAAAGAUUCCGAGCUUGUGAGGUACAAAAAGGAGAAUAGGGCACUGAAGAAACGAUUGGCGGACGUCGAGGCUCUUCUCAAGGGUGCGACACCACCGCGCGCAGCUAGCCCCUGCAGAGCUCUGCAGCAGGGAUUGAGGCAAAUCACGCCGAGUACUCGAUCGACGACCAAAGUAACGAGGCAGCGAAAUAAACUGAUAAUUCAAAAGACGACCGACUGCGACAAGAGGAAAAAAUGAGUUUCUUACUGAGUACAGGCUUUAUUUUUUAUCGUGUAUACUUACGGACGAUUUGAAUCUUUUAUUCUACGUUUCAUAUAUCACGUCUCCGCGUAGCACUUCGUCACAGAGACGUUCACGCUAGACUGUAUAAAGUCGAGUUUCUCUAUUUUAACACAGUAUAAUCUCUCCUAUCUCAUCUAUAGAUAGUAAUGUGAUAAUAGUUUCUCUGCGUGAAGCAAUUACCUCUUCUGUAUUUUUAUAGAAAACAUAUUGCUACAUUUUAACGAUACAUUCGGUACAUUUGUUUAUCGGACAACUUAAAAAUACGUUUGAUGACAAUUGUACUCGCUAAGAAAUGUAUCUUCGGAUGAAUUUAACUGCAUGCGAUUUAUCCAUUUUGUAUUUAUUACAGUAGUUCCAAGCUGAUAUUAUAUUGUAAUUUAAUAUCUAGAUGUAAUAUCGCCGGAAAUCUCGCGCGCGAAAGCGUAUAUUUGCAUGCUGCUCAACAUUGUGUUAUGUCAACAAUUGAUGUAGCAAGUAUCACGUCGACGACAUAAUAAAACACGGUACGAUUGUUUCGUUCUGGUUUACUCGAUAAGAGAGCUUAGAGGCUUGCGAAUAGGAACGCUCGAUUGCUGUACAUUAAGCAGCGUGUGUUCAAAUUUAUUUCACAGGCAACGCGGCUUCUGGUUAACGACGGAUGCAGUCAGAAAAUUAAUUAUACCGUUGGAAAAUUAUGAGUCUGAUUAGGAUACGUUGGGGUUCUUGCAACAUGGCGGACUGCUCAAUCGUUGUAUUUCCCGAAUCAAUAAUGUGCAUAAUAUUUCGCUGCACUCCGCAGUUACACGUUAGUUUACUCGGCUACUCGGUUAUCGAAAGGAACGUUCCUCGUACUACUAAUUCUCGCACUGCUGAAAUUUUUUGCUAGAAAGAAACCAUGACGAAUCUCUCUUACGCUCUUAUACUUACAUUUAGAAUAGAGGCAUGCGAAUCAUACUUUUGUAUCAUUGAAUCGAAUCGAAUUUUUUCACGUUCGAAUUCAAAUCAAUCUUUCCUGAAUUCGUUAGAUGUUGAUUUGAAAAUAAACCUGACCGUUUUCCCAGUAACAGUGUUUAUUUAAAAAAUAAUGUACUAUUGCAUCACAAAACUUAUUACACAUUUGACGGAGGAAAGAAAUUAUCAAUUCGAAAUUAAAUCGUCGAUCGACGCUUUCGAAUUUCUGAUUCGAAAGCGAAACGAAUCCUCAGUGAUACGAAUUCAAGGCGACUGGCAUACCUCUAAUUCAGAAUCGUUUGUAUCUUAUUAUACACACUGCGUUUUGAAAUUAAUAUUAUAUAAUUUCCCAUCAGAAAGUGUUUCGUCCGCACUUUUUUCGGCUGAGCGAGCAUUCGUCAGGCGUGGAACGGUCUCGAUUAUUUUACGUUAUUCACCGAUCAUUACGAUUCUCGAUCUCUGCUCGAUAAGAUCGUCUCGAUCCACUUCCGACAUAUUAUGUAUUGUAUAAUUUUGUAAAUAAAUUUAUUAUUACGUAA